CUGUGAAGACCUUCGGCUUGCAAAAAAGAAAGUUUACCCAGACAGUUCGAACAAUUUAGAAAAAGGGGAUAAUACAAAAAUAGCCAAACUUAGAGUUGACUUUAUCACAAAAUGACUGUUUUUUUUCAAAAUUAACCACCUGCAAAAGCACCGAACAAAAUCCAUUUUCUAAUUUUUUCGAUUUUGUAGGCCCAAUUCGCAAAAAGGGGUUCAAAUCACCUUUUUCCGAAAUGGGCCCACUAACAGAAUAAAAUAUGCCAAAAAGCGAGUUUUUGCACAUGUUUUUUGCAAAACAGAUCAUUAUUUUGUGCUAAUUUGGAAAGAAUGGUCAUUUUAUAAUUGGAUCAACUCCAAUUUCAGCUACUUUUAUGAUUAUCCCUAAAAAAAUGCAAUCUUUUCACAGAAAUGAAGAAAAAAAAUGGCAGGCUAGAUGUUAGCAAGGAAUGGAGAGAAUGGUGUGCAAAGAGGGUUCAGAAACUGCAAAUUUUACCAGCUGACAAACUCCACAUGAAAGGGGCCAGACUCUAGACCCCAUCCACAUUACUUUGUCCACAUGGAUGUCCAGAUCUGACCACAUCCACACCCAAACUAUUCACAAAUAUAUACAUAUAAAAUCCCACAAAUUUCCCUCUUAAAUCUUGAAAAUUGCCACCUAUUUCACUUCCCACAUAAAAUAAUCCAACAAUGCCUCCAUAUAUUGCUUCAAAUUCCCAUUCUAACUAAGCUUCUACCAGUCUUUCCUUUAGGAACCAAAAAGAAGCAAAAUUUAAGUCUUCCUUUCUUUCUUCUAUCUUACCCUUUGGUUUUUGUGACAAUAUGAUUUAAACCCAUGAUUUUUUUGUCACAAAAGAAUAAGAACUUCCAGUUCUUAUUUCUGGGCUUUCUAUAAAGAAAAGAGAGAGAGAGAGAGAGAGAGAGAGAGAAAACUACUUGAUUCUGCACAUUCUAUUUGCAGCUUUACAGUUAAUAACUGACAAUUCUUGGUACAUUUGAACAAGAAAAGCAUCUUGUUUACUGUUCUUGUUUUGGUUUUUUUAUUUAAAAGAAGUUUUUCAUAAUCAAAUAUAAGAAAAAAACAGUGGUGGUCGUGGUGGAAAUGGCUACUAAGGUUGUACACACAAUAAGAGAAGAAAAACAAGAGAUACAGAAGCGGUUAGGAUGCAUGAAUGGAAUUUUUCAGUUGUUUGAUCGGCGUUACCUUCUUGGUCUACACCGCAAUGGCCAGAAUCAGAAGAAGCUAAGUUCAGGUCAAGGUGAAAAUGGUGAAAAGGAGUUCAAGAAUUCAUCAGAGAAAGCUAAGGAGAAAAAACCGAAGAAGGUGACGAUAGAAAAGAACCGAGCCUCCAUUGAAUCAUCAAGAAACUCCUUUUCCUCUUCUUGCUCAUCUACCACCUUCUCGUCUUUAGAUUGUAGUAAAAUGGUCCAAACCGAAUCGCAAUUUCCAUCUGAACCCACAUCCCCAAAUCUGCACAAAAAGCAACAAGAUUGGUCACUCGAUAUCAGGAAUGUGGUCAAAGAUUCGAUGACUAGAGAGAUCUGUGUGGCAUUAGCUAGAAAUGUGGCAAAAGAUGAACGAGCUGACUUUAUUAAGCACGUUGAUUCUCCAAGGCCUUUCAUACACCAAAAAUCCGUUCAAUAUAAUACAAACCAUAGAAAUCUUGCAAAAGUUGACGAAACUUCAUCAGGAGUGAAAAAAGUCAAGGAGACAUCACGGUUUUCUUGUGAUGAAAGGGAAUCUCGGUAUUCUUUGAAGUCAACUUCAAAAGUCAAAGAACUUCCAAGGUUAUCAUUAGAUAGUAAGCAAAAUUCUAACAAGAAUUCCAUGGAUAGCCCGAAGAUCUCCUCUAGCCAAACCCUGAACCAAUCCCAAAAGCCAGGAAGCAAUAAGAGACCAUCAUCAGGUGUUGUGGCUCGGUUGAUGGGUCUCGAGAAUUUAACCGACUCCAUUCAUGAAGUUGAGACCUUGAAGAUUAAACCCUCUUUGGAUGACGAAUCAGUUUCAAGUUCAAGAUGGUCAAGCAAAGUUGAGAUAGUUAAGGAGAAUUAUGUUUCAGCUUCGGUUUCUCCAAGGGUGCGUUUGGAACCAACGACACCUGAAAGGCGAUUUAGUAACGUUACUAUGAGAGGAGCAUCAGAACCAGUUUCGCGGAAGCAAGAAGUCGGUGAUCGAGGAUCCAGAAAACCACCAGUCAAUAAUAAGGAAGCUCCAGUGAUGGCGACAAAUGCGACCCUUUCUGUUUAUGGUGAGAUGGAGAAGAGGUUGAACGGAAUUGAGUUUAAAACAUCCGCCAAGAAUCUCAGAGCACUUAAGCAGAUACUCGAAGCAAUGCAGACGAACAACGAGCAAGCUCGGGAGAUCCAGAAAAGGGACCAACCGGUCUCACUAACAAUCAAGGGGACUAGCUCUCCGAGGGCCAUGAAACCAGAUUCUAUGAUGAUCACGGGGCUUGAUAACAUUAACCGUUUUGAUAGUAGGAAAGAUUUGUUUACUAGAAAACAGGGAAAAGAUCCAACUUCAAGGAAUCAAAAAGCAACAGGUAGGGCACCAAGUUCGUUGUCACCUUCAAAUUCACCAGAAUACUCGACUGCGGAGAGGCCCGUUUUGAGGUCAAAAGUGCCGAGGCCAAAGAAUGGCAUUCAGAAGCAAUGUUUUCACAGGCCAUCAUCUGAUUCGAGCAGAAUCAAGAAGCAAUCAAAUGUGCAGCCCAUUAUAUCAGACUUGAAGACCAGAAACCAAAAACCCAAACCCGUUAACCCAAUGCAAACCAAAGAGCAAUCAUGUAGGCAUAGUAUUGAAACAAGAAGCCCAAGCCAAGAUGGCGAUACGGUUUCCUUCAUAUCAGGAAGCAAUACUAGUUUGGCCUCUAAAAAUAAGCUGCAAGUCAUGAGAAAUGAUCAGCCAAAAGAAAAUCACAGGAGUAAUUUUGCCGAAAGAUUGAUGGAAGAUAAAGCAACGACUGAACUUGCCAAACUUACCAUGGAGCAACCCAGUCCUGUCUCAGUUCUUGAUGCAUUUUACACAGAAACCACACCAUCUCCAGUAAAGAAGAAACCCAAUCCUUUUGAUGAUAUGGAGAAUACUUGCAUGAUAUUUCUCAGUCACGUUAACAAACUGACAACUUUUUGCCCAUUUCUCGUUUCAGAUUUUGAGAAUUUACACUUUGAUGAAACGGAGAGAGAUCAAUCGGGAAUCUAUAACUUGGUGAACGAUACAGGCGCGGAUCACUACUCUGAGUUCAAUCAUGUAAAACUAGAAAGCAGAAAUCACCUCAUUCAUCAAAUUGAGUUAUUGACCUCCACGGAUGAUGAAACGACCGUCAAUGAAACUGUGGAAUCUCCAUGCGGAAUCACAAAUGGAGACCACAGAUACAUCAGUGAGAUACUAUUAGCCUCGGGUUUUCUAAAAGAUCUGGAUUCCGCCACCAGAAUAGUUCAGCUUCAUCCAACGGCCAGUUUGAUAAAACCCAACUUGUUUCAUCUUUUGGAGAAAACCAAAGGAUACACUGAGCUCUCAGAUGAUGGAUGCCACAGAAGGAACCCAAGAUCGAAAUCAAAUGAGAAAAUCAGAAGAUUAAUGAUAUUUGAUUCAGUGAAUGACAUUCUUUUCCACAAAUUAGCCAUGUUGGGCUCUUCUGGGCUGUGGACUCGAAAAAGAAGAGGGAGACUUCUGAAUGGAGAAAAGCUACAGAAAGAAUUAUGCUCAGAAAUCGAUCAUCUCCAAACUAGCUCAAAAAGAUGUCAAUAUGAUGAGGACGAUGAAGUAAAAGAUAUUGUCAGUGAAGAAGUGAAUAAAAACUCGGAAGAUUGGGACAAGUGCUGUUAUGAGGUUCCAGGUCUAGUUUUAGACAUAGAACGUCUAAUUUUCAAAGACUUGAUUGAUGAGGUUGUGAAUGCUGAGUUAGGGGUUGUUUACCAACACAAAUUGGGUAAGCGCUAACCAAGUAAGAGUCCCUCCCUUAGCAUACCAGGUCAGCAUCUCGGUCAACAUCAUGGACCGGCAAGAGGGGCUUGGUAGACAGCAGUAUCUCUGACUGGGUAAGCGCCUCUUACCCAGUAAGAGACAGUAAGCAGGUAGUAAACAGCCAUUUAGUCAAUUGUUCCCCGUGUAGAAUUUGAUUCGUGUUCUUCCCACCUCCCAUGGUCCUCUUUUCACAUUUCUUAUGUUGUUG
Cynara cardunculus var. scolymus (artichoke) is the source of this 4169-nucleotide messenger RNA. RefSeq names its product protein LONGIFOLIA 1-like. The transcript has 6 exons. Gene Ontology annotation, biological process: regulation of monopolar cell growth. The record is from RefSeq and is a predicted model, not a curated record. Lineage: Eukaryota; Viridiplantae; Streptophyta; Magnoliopsida; Asterales; Asteraceae. The coding region runs from base 1097 to 3937 and encodes 946 amino acids.